Molecule: messenger RNA, 1612 nt
Organism: Neofelis nebulosa (Clouded leopard)
Lineage: Eukaryota; Metazoa; Chordata; Mammalia; Carnivora; Felidae
Gene: DAO
Product: D-amino acid oxidase
Exons: 12
Coding region: 320-1363 (347 amino acids)
Molecular function (GO): D-amino-acid oxidase activity; FAD binding
Source: RefSeq, a predicted model, not a curated record
CCAGCCUGUGAGAAGCAACAGCGCCAAGCCCUACCCCUCGCUGUGUCCUGUCCACAAAUCCAGACUUUGACCCUGAGCUUCAGUCCCCGUUGGCGGGCAGAGGGCUGAGGACAGGACGCCUCAGAAUCAGGAGACUCCUCUCAGGAGGUAAAAUCCUGCGCCCAGCUGUCUCCUUUCUUCAGAAGUUUGGCAAUCCAGUGCGGGACCCUGAAACAUCGGCUGUUUAUUUCUCACCUGCUUAGCCCUCAGAUUUUCCACAUAGUGUGAUUUGCCAGCCCAGUGUGCCUGGUGCUCGGGGGCGUGGACUUGUGCCGGCACGAUGCGCGUGGUAGUGAUCGGAGCGGGUGUCAUCGGGCUGUCCACCGCCCUCUGCAUCCACGAGCGCUACCGAUCAGUCCUGCCAUCCCUGGACAUGAGGGUCUACGCAGAUCGCUUCACCCCGCUCACCAACACCGACGUGGCGGCCGGCCUCUGUCAGCCCUACCUCUCGGACCCCAAAAACCCACAGGAGGCGGAUUGGAACCAGCAGACCUUCGAGUAUCUCCUGAGCCGCGUCCGUUCUCCCAACGCCGCAAACGUGGGCCUGGCCCUAGUCUCAGGCUACAACCUCUUCCAUGAAGCUAUUCCGGAUCCCUCGUGGAAGAACACAGUUCUGGGAUUUCGGACGCUGACUCCCAGAGACCUGGACAUGUUCCCUGAUUACAGCUACGGCUGGUUCAACACAAGCCUGAUUGUGGAAGGGAGGAGGUAUCUACAGUGGCUGACUGAAAGGUUAACGGAGAGGGGAGUGAAAUUCUUCCAGAAGAAGGUGGAGUCUUUUGAGGAGGUAGCAAGAGGAGGUGCCGAUGUAAUUAUCAACUGCACCGGGGUGUGGGCUGGGUCAUUGCAACCGGACCCCCUGCUGCAGCCAGGCCGGGGACAGAUCAUUAAGGUGGAUGCCCCUUGGAUGAAGCACUUCAUUAUCACCCAUGACCCAGAGAAAGGCAUCUACAAGUCCCCGUACAUCAUCCCAGGGAUCCAGGCAGUGACUCUUGGAGGCAUCUUUCAGCUGGGGAACUGGAGCGAGGUAAACAACAUCCAGGACCACAACACCAUCUGGGAAGGCUGCUGCAGACUGGAGCCCACACUGCAGGAUGCAAAAAUUGUUGCUGAGUUGACUGGCCUCCGGCCAGUACGCCCCCAGAUUCGGCUAGAAAGAGAACAGCUUCGUUUUGCAUCUUCAAACACAGAGGUCAUCCACAACUAUGGCCAUGGAGGCUACGGGCUCACGAUCCACUGGGGCUGUGCCCUGGAGGCAGCCAAGCUCUUUGGGAAAGUUCUGGAAGAAAGGAAGUUGCUCAAGAUGCCGCCACCUCACCUCUGAAAACACCAGUAACCGCCACCUCCCCAAGGACUCCUCGCUCCCCUCGGCCAACCAGUGUAUCCCCCUCUAAGCUGUCUCUUCUCCACUUCAGCCCUGGCUCCUUUCUGUAAGAAGUACCAGAGGAGAGGAAGAUCACAAGGCCCAUUUCUGGAGGCGAGUCCAUCCCUAUCUGGGGCUCCCUUUGAUCACUGGGGUCUCUCCACCCACUCUGGGCCUGACGGUCUGAAGAGCAGUUGGGGGCCAUUAUAC